GUUCUCACACGUUCUUUAGCCCCACUAAUAAAUUUCUAAUUUUAUGCAAACUGACUGAAUUGCCCACAGAAAGGAGCAGCCCCACUUUUUACUCCCCCACGACCCCCAUUGAUCCCGCUCUCCACACUCGCUUGCGUUAGCGCGUGGUGAACACUUACUCUGUCACUAGUGUAACUUCCAGACCGCGCACACAAACCCACGAUGGCUGAAAGUAAAACCAGUCAAACAAGAAACGCAAAGGUCUCAUUUUUAAAAUCUAAUCCCUAUUUUUCAGUAAUAUAGAUACAAACAGCAUAUAGAUACACGCAGCCAUACAUACAUACAAAAUUAUAUGUAUAUUUCUUGUGCGGGUGAAGAAGACGUACUUUAAGUGCAGUUACACAAUUUGCAUCUCUAGAAAUUAAUUAAUAAUUGCAGUUAAUUUGACUGUUCGAGAGAGGGCUCCAUGCCAUGAAUCUGAGGCAGCGCCCGAUUCCGACGGGCGGCCGUGGUCCUCACGCGCCGCCUGUGCCACCACCGCGCCCGCUGUUGUCCGAGCCGUUCAACAUCAUCCCCAUCCAUAACCUACUCGCGGACCACCCUUCCCUCCGUUACCCGGAGGUACGCGCCGCAGCCGCCGCCCUACGCGCCGCCGGGGACCUCCGUAAGCCCCCUUUCAACCAAUGGCACGAGAGCAUGGACCUCCUCGACUGGCUAGGUCUUUUCUUCGGUUUCCAAAAGGACAACGUUCAGAACCAGAGAGAGAAUUUGGUGCUCCACCUAGCCAACUCGCAAAUGCGCCUGCAGCCGCCCCCCGCCGCCGCCGACCGCCUCGACCACGGCGUCCUCCACCGCUUCCGCCAGAAGCUCCUGAAGAACUACACUUCGUGGUGCUCCUACUUAGGGAAGAGGUCUCAGGUUCGUCUCCCCAAUCGACACAACCCCGAUAUCGAACGCCGUGAGCUCUUGUAUGUAUGUCUUUAUCUACUUAUAUGGGGUGAAGCCGCAAACUUGCGUUUCACCCCGGAAUGCUUGUGCUAUAUUUAUCAUCACAUGGCAUUGGAACUUAAUUACAUUCUUGAUGAUCACAUUGAUGAGAAUACCGGACAGCUUUUCGUCCCCUCAACUUGUAGACAAUUUGGUUUCUUGAAUGAAGUUAUUACACCAAUUUACACUACGAUUAAGGGGGAAGUUGCGAGGAGUAGAAACGGGACUGCACCACAUUCAGCUUGGAGAAACUAUGAUGAUAUUAACGAGUACUUUUGGAGUAGGAGAUGCUUUAAGAAGGUGAAAUGGCCUUUAGAUUUGUCGAGCAACUUUUUCUCGGCUGAUAGGGAAAAGAGGGUGGGGAAAACUGGAUUUGUAGAGCAGCGCACUUUCUGGAAUAUAUUUCGUAGUUUCGAUAGGUUGUGGGUUUUGUUGAUACUUUAUUUUCAGGCGGCUGCUAUUGUUUCUUGGGCGGGGAGGGAUUAUCCAUGGCAGGCAUUGCAGAGUAGGGAUGUGCAGGUGGAGCUGCUCACACUUUUCAUUACAUGGUCUGGUUUAAGAUUUAUACAAUCGAUUCUUGAUGCCGGUACUCAAUAUAGCUUGGUCACAAGGGAAACAAAGUUGCUUGGUUUCCGAAUGGUUUUGAAAAGUAUGGUUGCUCUUACUUGGGGUGUUGUGUUCGGAGUGUUCUACGCUAGGAUUUGGAGCCAGAAGAAUUCAGACAGGUCAUGGUCAUUCGAGGCAAACCAAAGAAUUCUUGUAUUUCUCAAGGCUGCCUUAGUUUUCAUUGUUCCGGAAUUACUUGCUUUGGUCCUGUUCAUUGUUCCAUGGGUUCGCAAUUUCAUUGAGGAUUCAGAUUGGCAAAUUUUCAAUGUCUUCACAUGGUGGUUUUACUCCCGAACAUUUGUGGGCCGUGGGGUUAGAGAAGGGCUCGUUGAUAACAUAAAGUACACUCUGUUCUGGAUUGCAGUGUUGGCUUCGAAAUUCACUUUUAGUUACUUUCUUCAAAUCAGACCCCUAGUUGGACCGACAAGAUCUCUCUUGAAUCUCAGAGGGGUGACGUACCGCUGGCACGAAUUCUUCACUAGUAACAACAGAGUGGCAGUUGUGAUGCUGUGGGCCCCUGUUGUCUUGAUAUAUUUAGUCGAUUUGCAAAUCUGGUACACGAUAUUCUCCUCUUUCUCCGGUUCGUUGACUGGGCUAUUCUCUCAUAUAGGCGAAAUUCGAAACAUCAACCAGCUGAGGCUCAGGUUCCAGUUCUUUGCCAGUGCACUGCAGUUUAACCUAAUGCCAGAGGAUCACACUCUUAAUUCCGAGGCAACAGUUGUGCACAGAAUUCGUGAUGCAAUGCACCGUAUUAAGCUUCGGUAUGGCCUCGGCCAGCCCUACAAGAAGAUCGAAUCGAGCCAGGUUGAAGCAACUAGAUUCGCUCUGAUAUGGAACGAAAUAAUCAUCACUUUAAGAGAAGAAGACCUAAUCAGCGACCAAGAACUUGAGCUACUGGAGCUGCCGCCAAACUGUUGGGAUAUCAAAGUGGUGCGCUGGCCUUGUGCUCUCUUGUGCAAUGAGCUACUGAUUGCUCUGAGCCAAGCUAGAGAACUUGUCGAUACUUCAGAUAGGUGGGUGUGGUCUCGUAUAUGCAAGGUUGAGUAUCGAAGGUGUGCUGUCACCGAAGCUUACGAUAGUAUCAAGUACUUGCUUCUUCAGAUUAUCAAAUACGGCACAGAAGAAUAUUCCAUAGCUACAAAAUUUUUCCUGGAGGUUGAUGAUUACCUCCGGUUUGAAAAGUUUACAGGGGCGUAUAAGACGACAGUUCUGCCCAAAAUACAUGAGCAUUUAAUAUCUCUCAUCGAGCUUCUCCUUUUGCCAGAGAAGAAGAAUAUUGAGAGAGUGGUGAAUGUAAUGCAGGCAUUGUACGAGCUUGCGAUUCGGGAACUUCCGAGGGUGAAGAAGUCUGUGGCUCAGUUGAGGCAGGAAGGUUUGGCGCCUCUCAAUCCGAAUACCGCUGAUGGGCUGCUGUUUGAAAAUGCUAUCCAAUUGCCUGAUGCUGACGAUGCUUUCUUCUUUAGGCAAUUACGUCGUUUGCGAACGAUUCUUAAUUCUCGAGAUUCGAUGCACAAUGUCCCGAAGAAUCUCGAGGCGAGAAGAAGGGUUGCUUUCUUUAGUAACUCGCUCUUUAUGAACAUGCCUCGUGCGCCACAGGUAGAGAAGAUGAUGGCGUUCAGUGUGUUGACUCCUUACUACGAUGAAGAAGUCCUGUUCGGAAAAGAGAUGCUUCGAAGCCCGAAUGAAGACGGUGUUUCCACCUUGUUUUAUCUUCAGAAGAUUUACGCAGACGAGUGGGAGAAUUUUAUGGAGCGUAUGCGAAGGGAAGGCAUGCAGGACGACAGUCAUAUAUGGACUACGAAAACGAGGGAACUCAGGCUAUGGGCUUCUUACAGGGGGCAAACACUGUCUCGUACUGUCAGAGGGAUGAUGUAUUAUUACAGAGCCCUUAAAAUGCUUUCGUUUCUUGAUGCUGCUUCAGAGAUGGAUAUAAGACAAGGGUCGCAAGAUAUUUUUUCGCUCGGUUCGCUGAAAAUGAACAGCGGGGUGAAUAUCGGUGGUGCAACGAAUACUCGAAGUCUAAACAGGGCAGGGAGCAGUGUGAGUAUGCUUUAUAAAGGGCAUGAAUUCGGUGUUGCUCUAAUGAAAUACACUUAUGUAGUUGCAUGCCAACUGUACGGUGUUCAUAAGGGGAAAGGCGAUCACCGAGCUGACGAGGUGUUAUAUUUGAUGAAAAAUAACGAGGCCCUUCGAGUGGCUUAUGUGGACGAGGUCCACUUGGGAAGAGAAGAGGUUGAGUACUACUCUGUCUUGGUGAAGUACGAUCAACAGCUAAAGAAAGAAGUGGAGAUCUACCGAAUUAAGCUUCCCGGUCCUUUGAAACUAGGGGAAGGCAAACCCGAGAAUCAGAACCAUGCGAUAAUAUUCACACGUGGCGAUGCUUUACAGACCAUCGACAUGAACCAAGACAACUACUUCGAGGAGGCACUCAAGAUGCGUAAUUUAUUGGAGGAAUUUAAGGUAACUUAUGGCAUAAGGAAGCCCACAAUUCUAGGAGUUCGCGAAAACAUAUUUACUGGUUCUGUUUCUUCGCUCGCUUGGUUUAUGUCUGCUCAAGAGAUGAGUUUCGUCACACUUGGGCAACGUGUUUUAGCUAAUCCUCUCAAGGUGAGAAUGCACUAUGGUCACCCUGAUGUGUUUGACAGGUUCUGGUUCUUGACUAGGGGUGGUAUAAGCAAGGCUUCGAGGGUGAUUAACAUAAGCGAAGAUAUAUACGCGGGGUUCAAUUGCACGUUGAGAGGCGGAAAUGUGACGCAUCACGAGUACAUACAAGUGGGUAAAGGAAGGGAUGUCGGGUUGAAUCAGAUCUCCAUGUUUGAGGCUAAAGUUGCGAGUGGCAACGGUGAGCAGGUUUUGAGCAGAGAUAUAUACAGAUUGGGUCACAGGCUCGAUUUCUUCCGUAUGCUGUCUGUCUUCUACACAACUGUAGGGUUCUUCUUCAACAACAUGAUGGUGGUGGUCAUGGUGUACACGUUCCUAUGGGGGCGGCUCUACCUCGCCUUGAGUGGAGUUGAAGAGUAUGUUAAAAAGGCCAACAACAAUAAAGCCCUCGGUGCUAUUCUGAAUCAGCAGUUUGUUAUCCAGAUUGGUAUUUUCACUGCUAUGCCAAUGAUUGUAGAGAACUCUCUAGAACGUGGCUUCUUACCGGCUAUCUGGGAUUUUAUGACAAUGCAAUUGCAGUUUUCUUCAUUUUUCUACACUUUCUCUAUGGGUACCCGUGCACAUUUCUUCGGCCGGACAAUUCUGCACGGUGGGGCAAAGUACCGUGCUACAGGACGGGGUUUUGUGGUGCAGCACAAGAGCUUUGCAGAAAACUACAGGCUGUACGCACGCAGCCAUUUCGUGAAGGGUAUCGAACUUGGAGUCAUUCUUCUCGUUUAUGCUUCAAGUAGUGCAUUGGCUGCAAACACGUUUGUGUACAUUGUUAUGACGAUAUCAAGUUGGUUUCUUGUUCUGUCGUGGAUAAUGGCACCCUUUGUCUUCAACCCCUCUGGCUUCGACUGGCUAAAAACGGUGUAUGAUUUUGACGAUUUCUUGAGCUGGAUAAAGUACAGAGGUAUUCUGGUCAAAUCGGAUCAGAGCUGGGAGACGUGGUGGUACGAGGAGCAGGAUCACUUCAGAACAACUGGUCUGUGGGGGAAACUGCUGGAGAUUAUCUUGGAUCUUCGGUUCUUCUUUUUCCAGUAUGGAAUUGUCUACCAUUUGAAUAUUGCGGGUGGGAACAAAAGUAUUGCGGUUUACUUGCUGUCUUGGAUAUAUCUAAUAGUAGCUGUGGGUAUAUAUAUUGUCAUUGCGUAUGCUCGGGAUAAAUAUGCUGCGAGGGAACAUAUUUAUUACAGGCUGGUUCAGUUUCUUGUGAUCUUGCUGACAGUGCUUGUGGUGGUUUUGCUUCUGCACUUUACGAAUGUGACUGCGGUUGAUUUCAUAAAGAGUUUGUUGGCGUUUAUUCCAACGGGUUGGGGGAUUAUACUUAUAGCUCAGGUGCUGAGGCCUUUUAUGCAGACGAGUGUCGUUUGGGAGACUGUUGUGGCGUUGGCUCGUUUGUAUGAUAUGCUGUUUGGUUUAAUUGUUAUGGUCCCUUUGGCUUUUUUGUCGUGGAUGCCUGGAUUUCAGCAGAUGCAGACUAGGAUAUUGUUUAAUGAAGCUUUUAGUAGGGGGCUUCAGAUUUCGCGGAUUUUGACCGGCAAGAAUUCUUACCAGGACACCUGAUUUUUUGAUUGAGGUUUCCAAUUCAAUGACAAACAUCAUCAUCAUGAGUGCAUCCUAGGUCUACCGAACUGCUGUCAAAGCUAAUUGGUGACUGGUUCUCUCCUAUGGAAUGACGACGAUUGAUUGAUGGUAUCAACUAAUGGAAUGAAGAAUAAAUAGUGUGUAAGGUAGCAGUAGGAAAAGCAGGACUGGUUGGAAGAACAUUGUUGCUAUAUCAUUUUUGGGACUGUACAUACUAGUAGUUACUUCUUUUUUGUUCAUCUCUUAAUUUAUCAGAAUUCUGAAUUUCUGUUUUUUCUACCAUUCACUUAUAAGCUAUAUAUAAGUGCUUUAAUGCAGUGCUGUUGUUUUCUCUACCAUUU
Molecule: messenger RNA, 6143 nt
Organism: Erythranthe guttata (spotted monkey flower)
Lineage: Eukaryota; Viridiplantae; Streptophyta; Magnoliopsida; Lamiales; Phrymaceae
Gene: GSL1
Product: glucan synthase-like 1
Biological process (GO): (1->3)-beta-D-glucan biosynthetic process
Cellular component (GO): plasma membrane; 1,3-beta-D-glucan synthase complex
Molecular function (GO): 1,3-beta-D-glucan synthase activity
Source: RefSeq, a predicted model, not a curated record